UCGCUUAUAAGACUCUUAUUUAGAAUAUUUCGAAAUAAAAUUUAAUUAAAAUUGUAUAAGAACAGAUAAUAUUUAUUAUUUGUCACCUUCAAGUAAGUUACUGACGGUCACUGAAAUCGUCGACUGAGGUUUGGUUUAUUCCAGAAGUUAGUAAUCUCCAAUAGUUGUAGAGAGGAAGACGUGUGAAAUUAAAUUGAAAAAUGAGCGAUCAAGAAUCCCACAAUUCAUCUUCAGAAGAUGCAAAGACUCUAGAAAUAAAAAGGCUAAAAAGAGAAUUAAAAAUUCUAAAAAAGCAGAAUGCUGCAAAGCAAAGCGAGAAUACUUCAAGCGAUGAAGAUGACGCCGCCAAAAUAAAAAAGAUCAAUAAGAAGACGUCUCCAAUAAAAAAAACGUCUCCAAUAAAAAGAAAAAAAAAAUUGGAAUUAAUUGAAAAGUUAAACAGAUACGAAGCGGAAAAAGAAGACGCCUUCAAUGAGGUAAAAAUUGUCGGCGCAAAAAUCAUUUAAUUGAAAAAAGAAAUAAGCACACUCUACAAUAAAAAAAAAAAAUCUAUGGGAAAGGGGGACUUAUUUAAAAAAAAAAAUUUCUAAUAUUGAACAUGAACUUUAUUGAAUUAGAAAUUGUAAAUAAAAAUUUUUUGUGCAUUAUUUUAAACAGAAAAAAUUAUAUUUUUUUAUGUAAAGAAAAUUUUUAAAUGAUGGAAAUA
This is a messenger RNA of Leptopilina heterotoma, 706 nucleotides long. RefSeq lists its product as uncharacterized. Lineage: Eukaryota; Metazoa; Arthropoda; Insecta; Hymenoptera; Figitidae. The record is from RefSeq and is a predicted model, not a curated record. The transcript is spliced from 4 exons. The coding region runs from base 201 to 506 and encodes 101 amino acids.